AUGCCAGGCCUCCUGCAAGCACAGAACCCUCGUGUGCAUGGUGCAGCCGUCGAGGUCUUGAGCAGCACAUUGCUGCCGAAGCUGGCCGAAAGGCUGCAUUGCGCUUGGGCGCAGAUCGCCGCGGCCAUGCAGCAGGGCAAGUGUGAUGCCAUCCAAGCUGCGAUGGCAAAGGAACAGGAUGUGCUCGACUUCUUAGUCGACCUCCUGUCCCUUGGGCAGCCUGCAGUGACGCAGGCCGUGGCGGCGGCGAUCGUCUGCGGGCCGCUGCUCUUCCAGCUGCACGUGCUGGCAGCGCGCCACAGGUACGUGAACAGACCCCAGAGCAUCUGGGAG
This is a messenger RNA of Symbiodinium necroappetens, 333 nucleotides long. The record is from the annotation of a GenBank genome assembly. NCBI's taxonomy places the organism in Eukaryota, Dinophyceae, Suessiales, Symbiodiniaceae.